Molecule: messenger RNA, 459 nt
Organism: Dicrocoelium dendriticum
Lineage: Eukaryota; Metazoa; Platyhelminthes; Trematoda; Plagiorchiida; Dicrocoeliidae
Source: the annotation of a GenBank genome assembly
AUGCGAUUUAUGUCACCCCUGAUGCCGUUGGAAACCUGGGGCCAGCAGUGUGAGACGGUCAUAAAGCAACUCAAAAAUCAGUUAAUCGUUGAACUCCAGGCUUCCGAAAGUUGGCCCUUUCCUUCUGCCCAAACUAUCUGGUACAUCACCUUCUGUCGGCUGAGCAACCGCUGGUGUCGCGUGAUGCAAGUAUCCAGCGGUCGUCUCACCGGCUACAAGGCUUAUGGAAAAGCUCGCUUCCUGAAGACUAACUCCUCCAUGAUCAUUAUGGGGCGUUUCAAACUGGAUGUACCUGGGCAACGAGGGCGGCCUGAUUUCUGCCUUUAUCUGACCACUCAAGUGGAUCAAGAGGAAGCUCACAGAGGUCUAAUCAUGUCUGGUUCACUGGAACGUGGCCAAAGAAAAACAACUGUUUGGGAACCAACUCAUUAUGUCUUCGUGCGGCGGUUGGAAAGCUAA